AAACGAGACGCCGACACCUCCUGGGCUGCUAGAGCGUAGCCGGAAGUUGCUGUAGAGCCAGGGGAUGACCGCACCCACUUCCGGUCAACCAUUUUUUUUAAUCCUUCCGUGAGUGGCGGAGGUCUUUGGUCCCGUGCCCUGCCCUUUCCUCUGCCUUCCCGUCGGAACCUUGGAGGUCGCUUACUCGCUAUUCCCUGUGAAGUCAUCCUGGGGCUGAGAUAUUCAAGACAAAGUUCUGAGACUAGAGGUAGACGCAGGGACUCUGGUGAGAGGCUGUGAUGACUGCAGAGGUGAGGAAAGCCAGAUGUCUGGCCCCUAAGCUCUUGGGCGUCCAGAAGAAGAGGGACAAAUCCCGGGGACCAGGAUCAAGCCUGCAGCAGGACAGCCAGAUCAGCUGUGAAGUCUUUCGGCAACACUUUCGGCAGCUGUGUUACCAUGACACCUCUGGGCCCCAGGAGGCCCUGAGCCAACUGCGUGACCUUUGUGGACGCUGGUUGAGGCCAGACAUGAACACAAAGAUGCAGAUCCUGGAGCUGCUGGUGCUGGAGCAGUUCAUCACCAUCCUGCCUGGGGAGAUGCGCGCCUGGGUGCAGCUGCAUCGUCCAGAAAGUGGAGAGGAGGCAGUGGCCAUGGUGGAGGACUUCCAGAGACACCUUAAUGGACUGGGACGGAAGGAUUUGGUGACAUUUGAGGAUGUGUCAGUGGACCUCCCCAAGAAAGAAUGGAAGAGUUCAGCAGCUGCUCAGAGAUUCUUUCGAGAUUUGAUGCUGGAGAAUUAUCGGGAUGUGGUAUCACUGGCAGGAUUUCCAUUUUCGAAACCUACAGGGAUCUCCCGGAGAGAGGAAGAACCAUGGGGCCUAAAUCGUCAGGAACCUCUGGACUUGGAAGGUGGCAGAAGCACCUGUACGGAAGGUGAUAAUGUUACUGAGAAUGAAAAGUCCACUUUAAAGCAAGAAAUUUUUGUUGAAUCAGAAUCACAUAGUAGUUCAUCAGAAGGCCUCCAGAAAGAUCUUUUCCAGGCAUCUAAAGGAGAAGGCCGUGAAAGAGAAAGCAUGUUAGAGCAGCCACAAGGAGCACUCCCAGAGGAAGAAGUUAGGAGAAGUGAUGGUAAUUUUAUGGAAGUGAUAGUGCAGAAUAAGAAAGUCCCUGUUGAAGAGAGAGAAGAGAAAUGUAAAGACUUUUGGAAGAGUUUCAGUCUUGUCUCAAGCACUGUUACACAGGAGAAAAUUCCAAGGGGACAGAAGUCUUAUCAGUGUAACGAAUGUGGCAAAUACUUCAAUAGGAGCUCACACCUUAUUGAUCAUGAGAGAAUUCACACUGGAGAGAAACCUUUUGCAUGUAGCGAGUGUGGCAAGGCAUUUAGCCUGAGCAAGAGCCUUAUUCGACAUCAGAGACUUCAUACUGGAGAGAGACCUUAUAAAUGCAGUGAUUGUGGAAAAUCCUUCAAUCAGAACUCACACCUUAUUAUUCAUCAGAGAGUUCAUACUGGAGAAAAACCCUAUGAAUGUAAUGAAUGUGGCAAGGUCUUCAGUUACAGCUCAAGUCUUUUGGUACAUAAGAGAACCCACACUGGGGAGAAGCCUUAUGAAUGUCAUGACUGUGGAAAAGCUUUUAGUAAAAGCUCAAAACUAAUUGUGCAUCAGAGAAUCCACACUGGGGAGAAACCCUAUGAAUGUAAGGAAUGUGGGAAAGCCUUCAUUAUCAUUCAUAGCUUGUUUUUACAUCAGAGAAUGCAUACUGGGGAGAAACCCUAUGAGUGCAGUGAGUGUGACAAAGCCUUCACUAAUAAGAGCAACCUUGUUGAUCAUCAGAGGAUCCACAGUGUGGAAAAACCAUAUGAAUGUGAUGAUUGUAGGAAGACUUUCUUUUUGAGGAAAAGUUUCAUUGGGCAUUAGAAGGUCCACAACUGGGAGAAAGCAUAUAAAUGUAAUGAGUGUGAUAAGAUCUUCAGUUGCAGAUCAAAACUUCUGGUACCAACUGGGGAGAAACCCUAUGAAUGUGAUGAUUGUGAUAAAGCCUUCACUAGUAAGAGAAACCUUCUUGAUCAUCGAACAAUCCAUACUGGGGAAAAACCCUAUCGGUGUAAUGAGUGUGGAAAAUUUUUCAAACAUAGCUCAGUUCUUAUUUGCCAUCAGAGGAUCCAUACAGGGGAAAAGCCUUUUGAAUGUAAGGAAUGUAACAAAACCUUUGCUACUAAAAGCAACCUUGUUGAUCAUCAGAGAAUCCACACUGGAGGAGAACCCUAUGAAUGCAAUGAUUGUGGGAAAUCUUUCAUUUUGAAGAAGAGUUUUAUUGGCCACCGGAGACUCCAUAAUAGGGAGAAAUCUUAUAAAUGUAAUGAGUGUGAAAAGGCAUUCAGUUACAAAUCUAGUCUUUUGAUACAUCAGCGAAUCCACACUGGGGAGAAGCCCUAUGAAUGUAAUGAAUGUGACAGAGUCUUUGCUAAUAAGAGCAACUUCACUGAUCAUCAAAGAAUCCACACUGGGGGAAAUCCCUACAAAUGUAGUGACUGUGGGGUAAUGUAUAUUUUGAGGAAAAGUUUCAUUAGACAUCAGAGACUACACAAUACAGAAAAAUGUUAUAAAUGUAGUGAGUGUGAGAAAAUAUUUAGUUACCGAUCCAAACUUCUUGUACAUCAGCGAAUUCGCACAGGAGAGAGAGCUUUUAAAUGUAAUAAUUGUGACAAAGCCUUUACUCAUAAGAACAAUCUCGUUGAUCACCAGAGAAUCCACACUGGGGAGAAACCCUUUAAAUGUAAUGAGUGUGGGAAGACUUUCAAACGCAGCUCACAUCUUACUUGCCAUCAGAGGAUCCAUACUGGAGAGAAACCUUAUAUGUGUAAUGAGUGUGGAAAAGCCUUUGCUACUAAACCAAAUCUUAUUGGCCAUCAGAGAAUUCAUACUGCAACAAAGCCAUAUGAAUGUAUUAAAUGUGGGAAAGCCUUUAGACAUGCCAAAAACCUUACUGCACAUCAGAAAAUUCACACAAGGGAGAAAACUUUAAAAUAUUAUGAAUAA
Phascolarctos cinereus (koala) is the source of this 3017-nucleotide messenger RNA. The record is from RefSeq and is a predicted model, not a curated record. NCBI's taxonomy places the organism in Eukaryota, Metazoa, Chordata, Mammalia, Diprotodontia, Phascolarctidae.